Mangifera indica (mango) is the source of this 1744-nucleotide messenger RNA. Its product is annotated as peptide chain release factor PrfB1, chloroplastic-like. Lineage: Eukaryota; Viridiplantae; Streptophyta; Magnoliopsida; Sapindales; Anacardiaceae. Bases 118 to 1533 code for a protein of 471 amino acids. The record is from RefSeq and is a predicted model, not a curated record. Gene Ontology annotation, cellular component: cytoplasm. Gene Ontology annotation, biological process: translational termination. Gene Ontology annotation, molecular function: translation release factor activity, codon specific. The transcript has 8 exons.
CAUCCAGUUACAAUUUGGCGGGUAAAUCUUUGUUUCACCUCAAUGCUCAAUCCCACCGCUUUUCUUUCUUUUCUAUCCAUUUGGGUGUUGUUUUUUGUGGGCUAAAAAGCAAAGGCCAUGGACGUUCUUGCACGACCUUUCUUCAAUUUAACCUCCAUAGUAACUGCUUCCAAAACUUCUCACACCCAUUUCAAUAAUAGAUCAAUUUUUCUCCUUCCUCAAUUCUCAGCUCUCCCCUCCUUCACUUUCUCCACUUCUUCUCGUUCCCUUUCUCCUGUUAGACAUGCAACGCCAGAGAGCCAAUUGAGUUCUGAUACAAGAGAAUGGGUAAUGCAAGAUUUUUAUAACUUAAGAAGGGAUGUAGAGGCUGUCUCAGCACGUGUUGAAGAGAUUAGAGCUUCUGCUGGUUUGCAGCAGUUAGAACGAGAACUUGCAGAUUUGGAGUUGAGGACAGCUGAUAGUUCAUUUUGGGAUGAUCGUGCUAAAGCUCAAGAAACCCUGCAGGCGUUGACUGAUGUCAAAGACAGGAUAAACUUGCUAACUGAGUUCAAAACCAAGGUUGAUGAUGCUGUAACUAUUGUUAAUCUAACAGAGGAGAUGGACUCAAUAGAUGCUGGACUUCUUGGAGAAGCAGCUGGUAUCAUUGAAGAAUUGAGCAAGGCUUUGGACCGAUUUGAGUUGACCCAACUUCUUUCCGGCCCCUAUGACAAAGAAGGUGCUGUUAUCUCUAUCACUGCUGGUGCUGGGGGAACUGAUGCACAGGAUUGGGCUGAUAUGCUUCUCAGGAUGUAUGUGAGGUGGGGUGAGAAGCAACGAUAUAAGACAAGGGUAGUUGAGAAAUCUCCUGGAGAAGAAGCUGGGAUUAAGUCAGCUACAGUUGAAGUGGAAGGCCGCUAUGCUUAUGGUUAUCUGUCUGGGGAGAAAGGAACGCAUCGGAUUGUCCGGCAGUCUCCUUUCAAUGCUAAAGGUCUUCGUCAGACAAGCUUCUCUGGCGUUGAAGUAAUGCCUCUUCUUCGUGAAGAGUCGCUUGAUGUUGAAAUUCCUGAGGAGGACCUAGAAAUUAGUUUUUCAAGGGCGGGUGGGAAGGGGGGUCAGAAUGUGAACAAGGUUGAAACUGCUGUUCGGAUUACACACAUUCCCACUGGCGUUAAUGUUCGCUGCACAGAGGAGAGAUCCCAGUUAGCAAACAAGAUAAAGGCUCUCAGUAGGUUGAAGGCGAAGCUGUUGGUCAUAGCCGAGGAGCAACGAGCAUCUGAAAUCAAGCAAAUAAGGGGAGACACAGUGAAGGCUGAAUGGGGGCAGCAAAUAAGGAACUAUGUGUUUCAUCCAUACAAACUUGUCAAAGAUGUACGGACCGGUUUUGAGACAUCGGAUAUAUCUUCUGUAAUGGAUGGUGAAUUGGAUUCCUUCAUCAAAGCAUACCUCAAACACAAAUACAGUAUGUCAGUUUCUCUCACCGCUAGUGAUGGACAAGUAAGCUGGAUCCCCAAGUGGCCUGCACAACAAAGGAAAACAUCUCAUUACAAUCAAUAGAUGCGGUCUUCUAGCAAGAAGAAAGUAGAAGGGGUGGAUUUGGUCCAAGUUGGCUUGACUUGAAUACGCAACUUAGUCUGAAAGAGUUGAUCUCGAGCUAGAAUGUCAAUUAGGCAGCUCGGAUCGAUAUCAUUUUUUGUCUAUUGAGUGAUACUAUUUCAUUUCGCAGAUGAUAUUAUUAACCCUUAUAACAAUAUUGUUAUUGACCCUA